CAGACAGCCAGGAGGCGGAAGCUGGCGGCAGGGCGUGGAGUCCCGAGGAGGGCCUGGGAGGGCAGAGGUGGGAUUGCGCCUGGAGACGUCACCCACCUAGACCUCAUAAAAGGGGCUGCAACCAGGGACCAGUGAGAGUAAACCCAGGAGCCAGUGGCUUCUCUCGGUGUGUUACAACUACCCAAGUGGCUCUUCUCCCUCCAGCCCUCCUGCCGGAACCCAGCCAAGCCUCUGAACAUCGUGGAACUGCCUCUUCCUGCCAGAAUGACUGCACUGGCUUCUUGGCAGCUACUGCUUCUCCUCUGCAUCACUACCUUUGGGGAGCCUCUGGCAAACCCUGGGCCCACAGGCCAGCAGUCCGGAUCCCAGGAACUCAUCAAUGCCUGGAAAAAGGGCCCGCGGUGCGCAGAAGGGAAAUCUGGGGUUACAGGGCUGCGAGCCCGUAGGACCUCGCCAUGCCCACCGGUUGAUAGCUCCGCGGGGCGCCAGCGACCUGCGUGCACCGCUCGCGGUCGCCUGAUUCCGACACCCCGCGGAGCGGUGCUGGUGCAGCGCGAGAAGGACCUGUCAGCCUACAACUGGAACUCCUUCGGCCUGCGCUAUGGCAGGAGGCAGGCGACGCGGGCGGCGCGGGCAGCAGCGCGGGGCUGAGCGCAGGGAGGCGGGUGGAUUGCGAGCCCAGUCUGCCAGCAUGUAGUAGGGCUGGGGCAGGAGGCUUCUGCACUGGGGCAAUAAAGCGAU
Molecule: messenger RNA, 741 nt
Organism: Microtus ochrogaster (prairie vole)
Lineage: Eukaryota; Metazoa; Chordata; Mammalia; Rodentia; Cricetidae
Gene: Kiss1
Product: KiSS-1 metastasis suppressor
Biological process (GO): G protein-coupled receptor signaling pathway; positive regulation of cytosolic calcium ion concentration
Molecular function (GO): kisspeptin receptor binding
Source: RefSeq, a predicted model, not a curated record